This is a messenger RNA of Paralichthys olivaceus (Japanese flounder), 1595 nucleotides long. Its product is annotated as arsenite methyltransferase. NCBI's taxonomy places the organism in Eukaryota, Metazoa, Chordata, Actinopteri, Pleuronectiformes, Paralichthyidae. Gene Ontology annotation, biological process: arsonoacetate metabolic process; toxin metabolic process. Gene Ontology annotation, cellular component: cytosol. The record is from RefSeq and is a predicted model, not a curated record. Gene Ontology annotation, molecular function: arsenite methyltransferase activity.
AACAUCUGGAAUAAAGACAACAAAUCACCAGAGGCCACGAUCCCCAGUUAAACUGCAACACCUGUCGAGACGUCGACAGUCACGUGACGUAACGUCACAGCAGCACGCGCUCACUCUGGAGGAAGAGGUUUAGGAGACAGAGAAGAUCAGAUCUGACAUCACUGCAGCCUCUCGUUAACAACACGUGUGUUUUUAUUUAUGUGAAACUCGUUUGGACGCGAUGACAAGUGUUGAUGACGUGCGGGAAAACGUAAAGAAAUAUUAUGGCGGUCGACUGGAGUCCUCCUGUGAUCUGCAAACAAGUGCUGCCUCCUGCACUUUGUCCUUGGGCUCAGUGCCGAGGAGUGUCAAAGAUGCACUGAGGCUGGUUCACCCAGAGGUGACCAAAAGAUUCUUCGGGUGCGGCCUUCCCUUCCCCGCGAAGCUCGAAGGCUGCAGAGUGCUGGACCUCGGCAGCGGCUCCGGCAGAGAUUGUUAUGCCUUCAGCAAACUUGUUGGCCCGAGUGGACAUGUGAUGGGGAUCGAUAUGACGGAGGAGCUGGUCACUGCUUCUCAACAGUACAUUGAGUAUCAUCAAAAGAAGUUUGACUACAAGGAGCCAAAUGUUACCUUUGUCCAGGGGUACAUGGAGAAGCUUGGUGAAGCUGGCAUACAGAGUGGCUCAAUGGAUGUUGUGCUAUCCAACUGUGUCAUCUGUUUGUGUCCUGAUAAAAGAGCAGUGCUACAGCAAGCCUACAACGCCCUCAAGGAGGGAGGUGAACUGUACUUCAGUGACAUGUAUGCCAGCAAAGUUGUUCCUGAACACAUGAAACAUGAUGCAGUCCUGUGGGGUGAAGGAAUGGGUGGUUCUUUGUUUUGGCAAGACCUCAUUGCAUUGGCCAACAGCGUAGGUUUCAGCACUCCACAUCUUGUCUCAGCAAGCCACAUUGUGGUCCACAACAAUGAUCUCAAGGCAAAGGCAGGUGACGUCAGCUACACUUCUGGGACUUACCGGCUCUUCAAGCUGCCCAAACAUACAGUCAUGUCUCGGGCAACAGUGACCUACAGAGGAACUGUGGAAGAUUUCCCAGAUGAGCUGGACUUUGAUUCAUCAAACUGUUUCAAGAAAGAUGUUGCAGUGGAGGUAAAUGGAGAGAUGGCAGCGAUUCUCCAGACAUCCCGUUUCUUCCCUGAUUUUGAAAUCGAGGUGCUAGAUGAACCUGAGUCCAUCCCAGAGUCAACACCACAGUACUGCCACAUCAACCCGUUUCUGUUGGCUGACAAACUGGGGUCUUGUGUCCAACAAUGCUCCAAAACACGCAAAGAAAGGGUCAAAUGAAUACAGAUACAAUAUAUUUGAAGGACAUCUCCUUAGUUUUUACAGGUUACUUAAAGGCUAAAUAUGUGUGUAAUAUACAGUAUAUUUGCUGACCAUCAUGUACCUGUGAAGAUGUAGAAGGAUUAGUGUCUGUCUGUGUUCAUAGUCGAUGUUUUCAUUGGAUAAUAUAGAGUAGUUUUACAACAUUACAUCAUCAACAAAAAGCUGUUGAAAAUAAGGAUCUCACAUGUCAACUGAUGAAAUAUAAAUAAAAAUCUUUUUGUUUGUGUCUCCAAAA